This is a messenger RNA of Poecilia latipinna (sailfin molly), 5583 nucleotides long. It is a transcript of the gene ltbp1, whose product is annotated as latent transforming growth factor beta binding protein 1. Gene Ontology annotation, molecular function: calcium ion binding. The transcript has 29 exons. NCBI's taxonomy places the organism in Eukaryota, Metazoa, Chordata, Actinopteri, Cyprinodontiformes, Poeciliidae. The record is from RefSeq and is a predicted model, not a curated record. Bases 379 to 4836 code for a protein of 1485 amino acids.
CUGACGUCAUGUCUGGAGGCAGGCUGCGCGCGCCCCUGCUGACACCGUUCACCUCCAACUGAGGAACUUUGCUGGAGUUCUCCUCUCAGCUUCUCUGACUGCAAACCGAGUCAGGCCGUGUUUAAAGAAGACAGGCGGCGCUUCUACAGCCCUGGGUUCUUCUGGCCGUACAUGUCCUGCUUCAUUUAAAACUUUUUUUCUAAUAAGCAGACACUUUCUCCCCCCACCAGCCCCUGGAGGAACGGUAACUUUGGCUGGAAAUCGCUGCUUACCUGAACAUACUGAGGAAUACCCAAGUUUUCCCAGCUCGCCUAAAGUGAAAGGAGUUGGAACCGGACUCAGACUAACUUCUUCUCCUCUCCCCGGACAGUUGUGGACAUGGUUUGGGUUAUAUGGGGCCUCCUCUUCUCCGUCGGCUUGUUCCUCUCCCCUGUCUGCGAGUCGGUGGAGCGGCAGCAGAGUCGCAGCGGCUUCAGGAGGCUGUACGUGCUGCAGCCUGGGCCGGGGUCGGGCCCCGGUUCGGCUCCUGGGGAAGGCGGGGUGCGCCUCAGCUCCAUCUCUACACGCCACGGCCCGUCCGGACAGCCCAUGGUUUAUAAUGUGGAUCUCACGGGAAGCUUUGGCAGCCAGGUUCGGAACCGCAGGAUGGGGAAUCCAGCGGCUCCAGCCCCACAGCUACAGGACCAGAACCAGCAGAACCAGCUGAUGAAGCUGUCCGGGGUGAAUGUCUGUGGAGGGCAGUGCUGUCACGGCUGGAGUAAAACUCAGGGAUCGCAGCGGUGCACCAAACCCAACUGCUUCCCUCCGUGCCAGAACGGAGGAAUGUGCCUCAGGCCCCAGCUCUGCGUCUGCAAACCGGGCUCCAUGGGGAAGGCCUGUGAGCAGACCCCGGUGCCGGCUCACUCCAGCCCAGUGGUGCAUGGGAGCGAACCCACCAACGGCCACACUAACGGUCACACCAAUGGAAACAAUGUGGUGCCACAGAGGCCCAUACCUCAGCAAGUGCCACCGAACAGCUACACCUCCACUAAUAACUUGGCCCAGAUGAAGUUAACUGUCAAGGCAGGCCCCCAGUUUGUCAGGCCCCAAUACAUCCAGCAUCAUAUCCAGCAGCAAAUCCGGCCUGUCCACUCUGGACAGAACCAGCAAUACGUCAUCAAGCCCAAGUACUACCACACACACACCACACACACACAGAUGCAUGUUCAGCCCCAACCUGAGCGCCCCAUCCCUCUGACGGUGGGACACAACUCCAUCCAUGCAGCUCUGGGGAACCAAACAGGAAGGAUCAAGGUGGUCUUCACACCCACCAUCUGCAAAGUGACCUGCGUAGGAAGCAGAUGUCACAACAGCUGUGAGAGGGGAAACACCACCACCAUCAUCAGUGAGAACGGCCACACCACAGACACGCUGACAGCGCCAAACUUCAGAGUAGUGGUGUGUCACCUGCCGUGCAUUAAUGGUGGUAAAUGUAGUGCCAGGGACAAGUGCCAGUGUCCCCCGAACUUUGCUGGCAAGUUUUGCCAAAUGCCCGUUCAAAAUGGACACCAGCAGCACCAGCAGUCGUCUGUGGCCUAUGGCCAGGCUCAGAUUAUGUCUACACAUACCCUGCCUCUCACAUACAGCCAUGGACAGACGCCUGUGUUCAACCCAGGCAUUGUUAACAUCCACAUCAAACACCCCCCAGAAGCCUCAGUUCAGGUUCACCAAGUGUCCCAGCUGGACAAUGGGCACCCACAACAAGGGUCCCACUCAGGCUCCUCUUCAUCCAGCAGCUACAGCUACCACCACUCUGAAAGCAGCCAGAAGAUUCAGCAGCAUGGCUACAACAUGGUUCAUCCCAACCACCAUGGCUACAAGGUUCCCCAUUACCAGCCUGUCGCCUCCAAGAACACCCUGGGUCGCUGCUUCCAGGAAACAGCAGCCGGUCAGUGUGGAAAGGCUUUGCCGGGUCUCACCAAGCUGGAUCAAUGCUGUGCAACAAUUGGGACCUCCUGGGGCUUCCACAAAUGCCAGAAGUGUCCAAAUAAACCCUCUAUCCCUUUUAUAGACUGUCCUCUGGGAUACAAGAGGAUCAACAGUUCUCACUGCCAAGAUAUGGAUGAAUGCCAGCUGCAGAACGUUUGUCCUAACGGAGACUGUCUGAACACUGUGGGCAGUUACAUGUGCACAUGUAAACCUGGCUAUGCCCCCGACGCCUCUCUCACCAAAUGCAUCCCCAACACACCUGCCGUCCAGGAAGAAAAGGGCGCUUGCUUCCGCUACGUCAACUCAGCGAGGCAGUGCUUACACCCAGUGUCUGCCCAGCUGAGCAAGCAGCUUUGCUGCUGCAGUGUGGGCAAAGCCUGGGGCCCUCGUUGUGACAAAUGCCCCCCUCCUGGAACAGCCUUGUUUAAAGAAAUCUGUCCCGGCGGAAUGGGCUACACCGUUUUACCAAACCCUCCAGUAAACAAGCCAGUGACCGUUUUCCAGGAACCAGUUGACCUGUUACCUCUGCAACCCCUGCCAACGCCAGAGAAACCAGUGGAGGCCUUUGGGACACCAGAAGAAAUUCUUCCAGAAGUUGUUGAGAAGACGUCUCCACCUGCUCCGGUGGAGAUUCUCCCAUUCAAUGCGGGUCAGGACAUCGCACCCACUCAGUUAGCUGAGGUGGAUGAGUGCCAGAUCAACCCUUCCAUAUGCGGGCAGGGGGUUUGUUACAACACAGCUGAGAGCUACAUCUGCCACUGUGAUGAGGGAUUCCACUUGGAUGGCAGCCAAAGCACCUGCGUAGACAUUGAUGAGUGUGAAAACAGGACAGUGUGUCCUUCAGGUAUUUGCUACAAUGAGCCUGGAAGUUACAGCUGUGGUGCCUGUCCUCUUGGCUUUGUUGGCCAAGGAGGUCGCUGCAUUGACAUUGAUGAGUGUGAAAACAGGACAGUGUGUCCUUCAGGUAUUUGCUACAAUGAGCCUGGAGGUUACAGCUGUGGUGCCUGUCCUCUUGGCUUUGUUGGCCAAGGAGGUCGCUGCAUUGAUGUAGACGAGUGCCAUGAUGAGCGGGUGUGUGUCAGAGGCCACUGCCUGAACAUUGAAGGCUCGUUCCUGUGUCAGUGUGGACCCGGGUUCAGAGUGUCAUCAGCUGGGGACCAGUGUGAUGAUGUGGAUGAGUGUCAGGAGGAGGUUUCCCCGUGUGUGUCUGUGGGAGAGUGUGUCAACAACAUGGGCUCCUACACCUGCACCUGCCCCGAGGGCUUCAGGCAGAUCAAUGAAACCAGCUGUAUAGAUGUGGACGAGUGUGUGGAGGAGGCUGAGCUCUGCUCCCCUCAUGGUUCGUGUCUCAACACCGAAGGCUCCUAUCUGUGUGUGUGUGACAGUGGGUUCACCGCCAGCCUCCAUGCGCCCUCUUGUGAUGACAUUGAUGAGUGCGGGCUCAACGAGACGCGCUGCGGGCCCCACGGCUACUGUGAGAACCGGCUGGGCUCCUUCCAGUGUCUCUGUGACCAAGGCUACCAGGAGUCCCAGGACGGCCACGCCUGCGAGGACGUGAAUGAGUGUGAGCUCCUGAGCAGUGUGUGUGGAGAGGCCGAGUGCAUGAACGUGGAUGGCUCCUUCCUCUGUGUGUGUCCCAAUGGUCUGGACUACAACGUCAUGAUUGCCAAGUGUGAGCCCACUCAAACAGCGCCUUCAGUGGAAAGGAAGGAUUGCUACUAUCAUCUUAGUGACGAGAACCUCUGUGAGAGUGUGCUGAGCAGCCACGUCACGCUGAAGGAGUGCUGCUGCACUCUUGGAGCUGGCUGGGGGGACAACUGUGAGGUGUACCCUUGUCCUGUUAAUGGCACAGACCAGUUCACCGAGAUGUGUCCAUCCGGAAGAGGUUUUAUUCCCAAAGAAGACCUGCUAUAUGGAGUAAUGUUCUCAAGCACUUACAAAGACGCAGAUGAAUGCAAACUGUUUGAUAAGGAGGUGUGUAAAGGCGGCUACUGUGGGAACACAGAGGGAAGCUAUGAGUGUUACUGCACCAGCGGACACUACUAUGACCCGGUCAAGCUGGAGUGCACAGAUGUCAAUGAGUGUUUGGAUGAGUCUGUUUGUGAUGGAGGAGAGUGUCUGAACACAGACGGCUCCUUCAACUGCUUCUGUAGACCCCCCAUGGUGCUGGACUCCAACAGUAACCGCUGUGUUAUGCAUCCGCAGAUGGCUGAGCAACAAGAGAUGGAGGAUUUGAACUAUCAGGGGAUCUGCUGGCAGACAGUCACAGAAAACAAGAUGUGCACGCGGCCUCUGGGGCCCAACAGGAAGAUCACCUACACCGAGUGCUGCUGUCGCUUCGGAGAGGCCUGGGGGAUGGUGUGCGCCUUGUGUCCCCCCCGAAACUCAGAGGACUAUGCAUACAUCUGCAACAUUCCUUUGGGUGGGAGGCGACAGCCUUAUGGCCAAGAUGCCCUGGUUGCCGGUCCGGUUCAUGAAUAUGAAGUGAGCCCAGACUACAUGACGUCUCCCGAUGAGCAGCAUGUCCGCAACUUUUACGAAAACGAAGAGCAUCGCUACAGUGCCUUCGAGGGCUUGCGAGCUGAGGAGUGCGGGAUCCUGAACGGCUGCGAGAACGGCCGCUGCGUCCGGGUUCAGGAGGGCUACACCUGCGACUGCUUUGCGGGAUUCACCCUGGACCUGUCCCGCAUGGCCUGCGUCGAUGUGAACGAGUGCUCGGAGCUGAACAGCCGGAUGUCGCUGUGCAGAAACGGGAAGUGCAUCAACACAGUGGGCUCCUACCGCUGCGAGUGCCUGCCAGGCUACAAGGUCUCCGACAAACCCAACUACUGCGUGAAGACGGACAAACAGCAAACAUCCACACAGUGAGAGGAGGCAGAGACCAGAAGGGGCACAAAAACCACACGCACAAGCUCAUAAUACUAUACUUGUGAGGACAUCCACUGACUACAGUCGGGCCAAUGAAAAAUUGUCGGCAGCAAUCGAAUCGUGAACAUCCUGCAGCUCAGCUGACUGUCGGCGCGGAGCAGGAGGAGCACAGGGAGCAACGGUCUUCCUUUCCUUUAGCAUAUCCGAACCAUGUUUCAUUUUACUUAUCACAUCCCAAAUAUUUCUAUAUCAUUUUUAUAAUGGACUGUUAGAUUGUGUUGUCAACAGCAUCAUAUACACCAGCUGCCUUUUUUUGUCUUUAUGCAAUUAAAUUAUUAUGCCUGAGAGGUAAAUUAUUGGUCAGCUGGAUAAAAGAAAUUACUUUCUAGUUCCACUCUACUGGCGCAUAUGGCUGACCGAUGGUUCUGAUUUAUUUGUUUUGUUUUGCUUUAAGUGAGUUUUAGUCCAACCAGUCGAUGGGAUUAAUGUGAGUAGUGAACUGGUCUUCCUGUUUCCAGUUACUUGCUUUGAAGAAUCCUUAGGAAACGUCUAUAUAAAUACGUGUUUUGCUGCCAAAGUUACAUAAAUGCCUGGACGGUUAUCGGAGACCCGGUCACGUUGAUUGUAAGCUAAUGUGUGGAUUUUCUGGAAGUAAAGAGUUGAGGUGCUUUUUAGAUCUGAGAAGAGUGAACGAAAUCAGCAAGUCCAUGACACAAUACACACACAUGCAAAUACACACACACAAAA